This is a messenger RNA of Malaya genurostris, 716 nucleotides long. RefSeq lists its product as uncharacterized. The coding region runs from base 113 to 361 and encodes 82 amino acids. Lineage: Eukaryota; Metazoa; Arthropoda; Insecta; Diptera; Culicidae. The transcript has 2 exons. The record is from RefSeq and is a predicted model, not a curated record.
GGAACUUCGAUCAAAUAUAAAUACGAAUCGGUAGACGAUCAAAAGCGUCAGUUACGUAAGUUCGAAAGCCACUAUCACUACUGUGUAGUUAAAAUCAAUAAUCAAUUUAAAAAUGUUCAAGAUUAUCUGUUUAUUCGUCGUUAUCGCUGUCGCUUCGAUUUCGGCUGACCCGAAACCCGGAGUUCUGGCUUACAGCGCACCACUGAUAGCCGCUGCCCCGGCUUCGGCCGUCUACGAGCGCACAUACCACGGGAACAUAGCCCCUCUGGCAGCAUAUGCUGCUGCACCAUAUUUCGCUGCUCCAUUGGCCUAUUCUGCUCCGUACGUAGCAGCUGCCGCUGCUCCGGUGUUGCUCAAGUGAACAACUUCUCCUGGAAACCCGUUGACGGGAUGUCCGUACACUCUUAUAAAAAAUGAAAUUUACGCUUGACACAAUAUUACAUCUACUAACAUGUAAAAAUAAAUGUUGCGUCUGAAUCGAUGUAAGCUUCAGCUAAAUUUACUGUUAAGUAAUUGAUAUGACUUAUCACUACAUGCUAUGUAUUGUGAAUGUAAGUGAACCGCGACGCUCCUUUUAUGUGCAUCUAUAAAGAUAGUAAUUUUUCUAAGUGUGUAGAUCAACCGUUGAUAGUUGAUUGAAGCUAUUUUACGAUGUUCAUCCUACAGCUUUAAUUUGAUCAAAAUAUAAAUACCUAUUAUGACUGAAUACGACGAAA